Messenger RNA from Eremothecium sinecaudum, 3804 nucleotides. It is a transcript of the gene MYO5, whose product is annotated as myosin 5. The coding region runs from base 1 to 3804 and encodes 1267 amino acids. The record is from RefSeq and is a predicted model, not a curated record. NCBI's taxonomy places the organism in Eukaryota, Fungi, Ascomycota, Saccharomycetes, Saccharomycetales, Saccharomycetaceae. Gene Ontology annotation, molecular function: microfilament motor activity; ATP binding; actin filament binding. Gene Ontology annotation, cellular component: cell tip; actin cytoskeleton; actin cortical patch. The transcript has a single exon. Gene Ontology annotation, biological process: actin filament organization; endocytosis; vesicle transport along actin filament.
AUGGCGAUAAUUAAAAGAGGAGCUCGUAAUAAGGUAGCCCAGCCUCCUGCCAAAAGGGUAACAAAUAUUAAAAAAGCCGCGUUUGAUUCAGGAAGGAAACAAGAAGUAGGUGUCUCUGAUUUAACACUAUUAUCAACCAUAUCUGAUGACCAUAUCAAUGCUAACUUGAAGAAAAGGUUUGAAGUUGGUAGUAUUUACACAUAUAUUGGACAUGUGUUGAUUAGUGUCAACCCUUUCAGGGAUUUGGGCAUUUAUGGCGAAGAAGUUAUGAAAUCGUAUCAAGAUAAAAAUAGAUUAGAGGUUCCGCCACAUGUGUUUGCAAUUGCUGAAGCUAUGUAUUACAAUAUGAAAGCUUAUAAAGAGAAUCAAUGUGUUAUUAUAUCGGGUGAGUCAGGUGCGGGUAAAACAGAAUGUGCUAAACAAAUUAUGCAAUAUAUUGCAGCGGUAUCGUCUACUCACGAAGAAUCUAUUGGAAAAAUCAAGGAUAUGGUUUUAGCUACCAAUCCUUUACUUGAAUCUUUUGGCUGUGCCAAGACAUUAAGGAAUAACAACUCAUCCAGGCACGGAAAAUAUUUAGAAAUUAGGUUUAAUUCUCAGUUCGAGCCUUGUGCAGGGAAUAUCACGAAUUAUCUAUUAGAAAAGCAAAGGGUUGUUGGACAAAUCGUAAAUGAACGUAAUUUUCACAUCUUUUAUCAGUUUACAAAGGGUGCCUCCGAUGAGUACAGGAAGACCUACGGUAUUCAGACCCCCGACUACUAUGUGUAUACUUCUGCUUCUGGAUGCAUAUCGAUUGACACGAUUGACGAUGUUGGUGACUAUCAGGAAACGCUAAAGGCAAUGAGAAUUAUUGGCUUAUCUCAAGGAGAACAAGAUGAAAUUUUCAGGGCCUUGGCAGCAAUAUUAUGGAUAGGUAAUAUCACAUUUGCUGAGAAUGAGGAAGGUAAUGCUGUAGUUGCUGAUACAUCUGUUAUUGAUUUUAUUGCUUACUUACUACAGGUAGAUUCAGCUCUCUUGAUGACAUCUUUAAUCGAAAGAAUUAUCGAAACCAACCACGGCUCUCGAAGAGGUUCAGUUUACCACGUGCCAUUGAAUAUAGUUCAAGCAACUGCUGUUAGAGAUGCACUUGCAAAAGCCAUUUACAAUAACUUAUUUGAAUGGAUUGUUGAAAGAGUUAACGCAUCUUUACAUGCAUAUCCAGGAGCUGAUAAUUCAAUCGGUAUUCUCGAUAUAUAUGGAUUCGAAAUCUUUGAGAGCAAUUCAUUCGAACAGAUCUGUAUUAAUUACGUUAAUGAGAAGUUACAGCAGAUUUUCAUUCAGUUGACGUUAAAAUCAGAACAAGAAGAGUAUCAAAGAGAACAGAUCCAAUGGACACCAAUUAAAUUCUUUGAUAACAGAGUUGUGUGUGAUUUGAUAGAGAGUAAAAGACCCCCCGGUAUAUUUGCCGCAUUAAACGAUGCUAUUGCAACAGCUCAUGCAGACUCUAGUGCCGCUGACCAAUCGUUUGCUCAAAGGUUAAACUUAUUCACCUCAAAUAAACAUUUUGAAUUACGUUCAAGCAAAUUUUUGGUGAAGCAUUAUGCUGGUGAUGUCACAUAUGAUAUUCAGGGAAUGACAGAUAAGAACAAAGACCAAUUACAGAGAGAUUUAGUAAAUUUGAUGAGUUCGACAUCAAACAAGUUCUUGUUGCAUCUUUUCCCUAAUUCUGGAGAUUCGACAUCAAAAAAGCGGCCACCAACAGCAGGUGAUAAAAUAAUCAGCAGUGCCAACGAUUUAGUCGAUACCUUAUCAAAAGCUCAACCAUCUUAUAUUAGAACAAUCAAACCUAACCAAUCGAAGUCUCCAAGAGAGUAUAACGAUAACCAGGUUUUGCACCAAAUCAAGUAUUUAGGUUUACAGGAAAACGUUCGAAUUAGAAGAGCUGGUUUUGCUUACAGACAAACGUUUGACAAAUUUGUGGAAAGGUUUUACUUGUUAUCGCCAGGUUGUUCGUAUGCUGGUGAAUAUAUAUGGAAAGGAGACAUUCUAGAUGCAGUACAAAUGAUUUUGAGGGAUACCUCUAUUCCGCCUGCAGAAUACCAAUUGGGUGUAACAAAAGUUUUCAUAAAGAACCCCGAGACUUUGUUUGCGUUAGAGAACAUGAGGGACAAAUAUUGGCAUAACAUGGCAGCUAGGAUUCAAAGAGCUUGGAGAAGAUUUAUUCAAAAGAGGAUUGACUCCGCUGUCGCGAUUCAACGUGCCAUCAGAGAAAAGAAACACGGCAACCAAUUUGAACAGCUUCGUGAUUUUGGAUCACGGUUACUCGGCGGUAGAAAAGAGAGAAGAGCAAUGUCUAUGCUAGGCUAUAGGGCGUUUAUGGGUGACUAUUUGUCUUGCAACGAGUUCCGGUCGAAGGGUUCGUUCAUCAAGAAGAAGAUGGGUAUCGAAGAGCCUGUUGUAUUUUCUAUGAAUGGCCAGGCGUUACAUUCCUUAUUUGGUAGAUCUGCUCAAAGGUUGCCCAAAACUUUCAUUUUGACACCAUCCACCUUGUUCAUUAUUGGUAAAACGAAAGUUGACAACCAAUUGAAGUACAUAAUGGACUACGCUAUUGAUAUUAAUAGGAUAGUAUACGUGGGAAUGACAAAUUUGCAGGACGAUUGGAUUGGUAUAUAUGUCAAUGGAAUGAACAAACCGGAUCCGUUCAUUAAUACGGUCUUUAAAACGGAAUUAGUGAGCCAUCUAAAACAACUCAACAGGAACAUAGAGGUAAGGAUUGGUCCUACAAUUGAAUAUCAAAAGAAGCCUGGUAAGGCCCACGUCGUAAAGUCCCAGAUUAAUGAAAAUGCGCCAAAAUAUGGGGAUAUCUACAAAUCAAGCACAAUUUCAGUUCGUCGUGGUCUCCCUGGGAAUACUUUACAACGGAGGAAACCAGAACCUUAUCGUGAGGUAAAAGACUACCGUACCGUUCAUAAACCUCCCAAUCACAUGAUACAGCAAUCAUAUGCUCUACCUGUCAGCCAAAAUUUUGUGCCAGGUUCGUCGAUGCCGCCUAAUGCUCCUUCAGUGGCUAGCCAUGCCCAGAACAUCGAAAUUAUUCCAGAAAACAGGAUACAGAAGAAAAAACCAGCUCCUGCACCACCUGUAAAGAAGACUUUACGGAAGACUCAUCCGCAAUCCCCAUAUUCUGCGUCAGAGCAAGCAGUGAGUGCAGCCCAGGCAGCCCAAGCCGCUCACAGACCAGUACCACAACCAGCACAUAGACCAGUACCACAAGCCGCGCACAGACCAGUACCACAAUCGCCGCAGCGUUAUCAACAGGAUAUGGUCUCAACUGCAACAGAUGACACUGAACCUGUAACAAAAACGCAGGUCGCUGCACCAAAUCCAAAUGUAGCAGCUGUUGGAGCCCCACUAUCGGCUCCUCCCCCUCCUCCCCCUCCUCCAUCCUUACCAAAAUUCCAGGCUGCUUAUGAUUUCCUAGGCACAGCUUCUCCAAGCGAGUUGCCUUUAAAGAAGGGCGACAUCGUUUAUGUUUCAAAACAAGACCCCAGUGGUUGGUCUUUAGCUAAGGAUGUGAGCUCUUCUAGAGAAGGCUGGGUCCCCACCGCAUAUAUUGUUGAAUACAGCGAGGCUCCAACUUCUCCCGCGCAGGUUAUUGACUAUCCUAACACUGCCAAUACAACUGUCAGCUCAGAUAGCACACGUGCCGCCAGCUCCGCUCAAGGCGGGUUUACCAACGGUCUGGCUUCAGCUUUAGCGCAAAGAGCCAACAAAAUGCGCAAUGAGCUGUCUGACAACGAAAAUAAUGGCGAAGAUGAUGAUUGGUAG